This is a messenger RNA of Nerophis lumbriciformis (worm pipefish), 500 nucleotides long. RefSeq names its product Bprotein-1 related complex subunit 7 (gene borcs7). Gene Ontology annotation, cellular component: BORC complex. NCBI's taxonomy places the organism in Eukaryota, Metazoa, Chordata, Actinopteri, Syngnathiformes, Syngnathidae. The record is from RefSeq and is a predicted model, not a curated record.
CCGGAAGCGGGAAGUAAGAUGGCACUGGCGGGAAGCAAGAAGCAGGAAGUAAGAUGGCGUCCUCUGAGACCCAGGCCCGGUUCGGUCAGUCGGUGAAAGGAUUAUUAUCUGACAAAGUAGCUUCGUGCAGCGUGGACGUCAUCGCUCUCACGCGUCAGGUGCUGAAGAUCUCCCGCAGCCAAGAGCUUCUGGGUCAAGCGGCCAGGAAUAUGGUGAUUCAGGAGGACGCCAUCUUCCAUUCAGAAGACAGCCUCAGAAAGAUGUCCAUCAUCACCACACAUCUCCAGUACCAGCAGGAGGCCAUCCAGAAGAACGUGGAGCACUCCAAGAACCUGCAGGACCAGCUGAGACACGUGCUGAAGUGACCACAACACAUCCAGAGCAAGCAUCUUUUCCUUUUUCACAUCACACUUUUUAUUAGCCCUGAAAAUAGAAUGGUUCAAAAAGCAAAACUGUGUACUGUAAGAAGGUAACGCUUAAUAAAAAUAACCCGCCACUAA